AUGUCCAACGCAAGACAUUGGGAACAAGAUAAAGAGGCAACCGUCUACAUCGGAAACCUUGAUGAACGGGUCUCAGAUAGCCUAGUAUGGGAGUUGAUGCUGCAGGCUGGGCGUAUCGUCAAUGUCCAUCUACCCAAAGACCGGGUCACGCAGUUACAUCAGGGGUAUGGAUUUGUUGAGUUUAUCAGCGAGGAGGAUGCCGAAUAUGCAUCAAAGAUCAUGAAUGGAAUCCGUCUCCAUGGCAAGCCUAUUCGUGUUAACAAGGCAUCAGCCGAUAAACAAAAGACUGUGGAAAUUGGUGCAGAGCUGUUUGUGGGUAAUCUUGAUCCUAUGGUUGCCGAGCAGGUUCUCUUUGAUACAUUCAGUCGCUUUGGCAAUCUUGUCAAUCCCCCUAAAAUUGCUCGUGAUGACAGCAAUCUGUCGAAGGGAUACGGAUUUGUUUCUUUUGCUGAUUUCGAAUCCUCGGACGCGGCCAUCUCCAACAUGAAUGGCCAGUACCUGAUGAACAAACAAGUUUCGGUGCAGUAUGCGUACAAGAAGGAUGGAAAAGGCGAGAGACAUGGUGAUGAAGCGGAGCGAAUGUUGGCAGCCCAGGCUCGCAAACAUAAUGUACAGCCACCGACUCAGCAACCUUCGCAGUUCCCUGGCGCUCCCCCUGGUGUAUCAGCAACGCCUGUUAUGUCGAACGGCGACAGCUCUCGACCCUUGAGCACAGCCCCGCCACAAACACCCGAUCUAGGCAUGAAUCGGGGUAUGCCACCAGUUAUGCCAUACCAGAGUGCACCUCCUCCAAUGCCCUACCAGACCGCUCCCCCUCCAAACCGACAUGUUCCACCUCCCGUCCCUUCACUCAAUACCCCACCCCCCGGGCUUCCAGCCCGACCUCCCCCCUCUCAAGCUGGCUACGGCGGCCCGCAAUCCUUUUUGCCACCUGGAUUCAGUGGUGCAGGUCAGCCGUCCUUCGUCCCACAGGCUGCAACUCCCCCUGGAUUUGCGCCGCCUGGAUUUGGACCUCCGGCUGGGGCCCCUUCAUUGCCACCGGGAUUCCAACAGCCCGGAUACGGAAGCACUCGGUGA
Penicillium hordei is the source of this 1077-nucleotide messenger RNA. Its product is annotated as U2 snRNP complex subunit HSH49. Gene Ontology annotation, molecular function: RNA binding. The transcript has 3 exons. Gene Ontology annotation, biological process: positive regulation of mRNA splicing, via spliceosome. The record is from RefSeq and is a predicted model, not a curated record. The coding region runs from base 1 to 1077 and encodes 358 amino acids. Gene Ontology annotation, cellular component: U12-type spliceosomal complex; nucleolus. Lineage: Eukaryota; Fungi; Ascomycota; Eurotiomycetes; Eurotiales; Aspergillaceae.